Messenger RNA from Aegilops tauschii subsp. strangulata, 372 nucleotides. Lineage: Eukaryota; Viridiplantae; Streptophyta; Magnoliopsida; Poales; Poaceae. The record is from RefSeq and is a predicted model, not a curated record.
AUGACGGACCUUGGCGCCCUUCACCACUUCCUCGGCAUCAACGUCGCGUCCACGCCAGCCGGGUUGUUCCUCUCUCAGGAGCAGUAUGCCCUCGAGAUAAUUGAUCGUGCCGGCAUGCUCAACUGCAAGCAGAUCUCCACGCCGGAUGACAUGCUAGCCAAGCUCUCCAUCAACUCUGGCCCGCUCUUCCAUGACCCAAUGCUCUACCGUAGUCUGGCGGGUGCUCUGAAGUACAUCACCCUCACGUGCCCGGACUUGUCCUACGUCGUGCAGCACUGCUGCCUGUUCAUGCACGCGCCCCGUGAUGUGCACUUCCAGCUCGUCAAGCGCAUUCUGCGCUUCCUUCGCUGCACCACGCAUCUCGGACUGUAG